Colletotrichum destructivum is the source of this 2550-nucleotide messenger RNA. RefSeq names its product Putative oxoglutarate/iron-dependent dioxygenase, non-hem dioxygenase domain-containing protein. The record is from RefSeq and is a predicted model, not a curated record. The transcript is spliced from 5 exons. Gene Ontology annotation, molecular function: 2-oxoglutarate-dependent dioxygenase activity. NCBI's taxonomy places the organism in Eukaryota, Fungi, Ascomycota, Sordariomycetes, Glomerellales, Glomerellaceae. The coding region runs from base 1107 to 2117 and encodes 336 amino acids.
UCUCUCAACGUUCUACCUGAUCCUAGAUGUUCUACGCUCCUCCGGCCGUUGCUUCCGAACGAGCUGGCAUCUGACACAUGAUGCCCGCCCGCAUGCCUGCAGUGUGACGCUGGGGAUACGAAAUCGGGUCAUCUUGCGCCACCUACCAGCCAACAGACAUCGGCCUCCGGCGAACGCGGAGAAUUUCUCAUCACUUGCGUCACAUGGGUUGUAAAAGGGGGCUCCAUGUGGGCAAAAGUCCCCCGCAACCCCCAGAAUAAGGGUCCCUUUCCUCCAUGCGAAUCUCGGCGGUCGCCGUGUCGCCGGUGAUACUACUCUUAGUGUGCUGUUGACACGCUGACCUCGAAUUUGUCCGCGCUGUCAUUUCGGAAAAGUUCACGAGGUCUACGGCGGAACUGGGAAUGGCGUGCGACUACACACGGCUGGCACCUUAUUACCAUCUUACCACCCGGAGCCGGGAUUAGAUGAGUAGACAGGAGGAAACGGCGCUUGCUCUCCCCAGCCAGCGUUUCAUCGUGACAUUGCAACAUGGCUCGAACAGCGAGCAUGGUGCCACUAACGAUACCGCCUUCAUUCAGCCUCGGUUGCCCAGCAAAGGAGCUGCAGCCCAUUGCAACGAAUUGGGGGCAGCGACCCGCGGGGUAUAGUUCCUUGCAGAUGUAGACUCGGGCAUGCAGAAUCUGACCACACGGAGGUUUUAACAACCUCGAUGCUUCGUCGGAGAAACUCUCACGAUUCUAGGGCGGCGGGGGGAGGGGGCUGGGAGCGUUUCUGACCGUUGCAUCAGACCACGUACUCGAGAAGCCGUCAUGCUCACCGUAACACACAAUUCUUGUUCGUUUUGGCCGCGGAAAAGGUGGGCAAGAAAGAAAGCCUUGAUCGUGAUGUGAAGAUUUGCGUCGAUUUCUCAUGGGAGUGGCCAAUUUCCGGGUAUAUAACAUGCCUGAAAGUCUGCGCUUAUCGUAUAUUCAAACUCACAAUUCAGAUAACACUUCGAAUCGCACCUCAGCUCUCGUAUCUGGUCCAGAUUCCAAAGUCCACUAUAGUCUUGGCUGUCAUCUUUUACUUUGCACACCGAUCAUUCGCCUCCUCCAAAACCUUCAGCAAUGGCUAUCAGCGAGCCCAUCAUCGUCUCCAAGUCUCUCCCGACUAUCCACCUCGACCUCCUCCGGGCCGAGAGCGCCGACGAGAGCGGGAACCUCCUCGACGCCUGCAAGAGCCACGGCUUCUUCUACCUCGACUUGACCAGCGAUGCCGAGCUGUGCAGGCUGUGGGCGGAGAUGCUCCGCAUCAUGGCCGAGUACUUCAACCAGCCUCUCGAGGUCAAGAUGCAAGACGCCCGUGGCAGCGACAACUUUGGCUAUGAGCCCAUGGGCACUGAGGAGGGGCCCAACCCCAAGACAAGAGACGGAUACGAGUCUCUCAAGUUUUCCCGCCGUGAAUUCCUCAAGGGCUCUUCCGACCUCACCACCUCGGUCCGCGCCCAGGAAGACAGCUUCUUCUCCUUCAUCAAGAACGCCCACGAAAUCACCCUGAUGAUCCUCUCGCGCCUCUCCUCGCAGCUCGGCCGCACCGACAGCGCCCGCUUCGAGGCCCACCACGCCGACCCGGGCCCAUCCCUCUCGACCCUCGGCCUCCUGCGCUACCCCAAGCACGACAGGCCCGCCGGCGAGCCCAGGAACGUCGGCCACAACAAGCACACCGACGUCGGCUCCCUUACCUUCCUCCUCGCCGCCCAGUGGGGCCUGCAGUACCUCUCCCUGACCUCGCGCCGCUGGGAGUUCAUCGAGCCCCGCCCGGGCCACGCCAUCAUCAACGUCGGCGACAGCCUGCGCUUCCUCUCGGGCGGCGAGCUCGCCAGCGUCGUGCACCGCGUCGUGCCCCUGCGCAAGACCCAGGACGAGGACCGCUACAGCAUCGCCUACUUCCUCCGCAUGAACGACGGCGGCGUCUUCAGCGACACUACGGGCAAGGCCUGGACCGCCAACGAGUGGCACGACUUCAAGUUCGGCGUCUUCAAGAACCCCAGCGUCCUCGACGUCAAGGGCCAGUUCCUGACGGGCAUGAUGAUCAAGGACAGCGAUAAGUUGGAGGGUCACGCCGCGGUUUCGGCAUAGUUUCUCGUCUCCGUCUGUUUUUCUUUGUCUUUUUCUUCCUUCGGUUUUUUCCUAGAUUUUCAUACGUCAAUCAAUCUAGAAGUCGUUUUACACUCCUUGCUAGAUUAGUCUUCAUGCCGUGACGAUGAACUGAUGUUGUAAGGUGAACUCUUCAAGUUGACGUCAUUUGGUUUGACUUAGGGUCGUACUGAGCAUCGAAUAGAGUUAGUCGCGGAGAUAUCGAUAUUGAAGACGCAUUUGGCUAAUCACUCAGUCGUCAAGACAGCUGAUCAACGUUAGUCGUUUGGUUCCCGACACCGGCCCGUGGUCAGAAAGACCGGCAUGAUGAAAGUUGUGUAUUCAAAAAAGUAAAAUGCCCAACUUUGUUUGGAAGGAAAGCCGAGAGAUACGCGCGUUAUGAAGAUGAUGGUCCUUGAGGUGGGUUAUUGUCCCC